AUGCGGUUCGCCUCGAAUGUGCAUUCGACUACAGCACGCUCGACGUCGAAUGCGACCCUCACAAGGACUGGAACAUACAUUGCUGCUGCUAGCAUUAUUACUGGAACCGGUACCUGGUGGCUGACAAGUGCCUCCAAAGACUCGCCAAGUCCAAAGUCAGUAAAGCACAAAGCCACAAAAUUUGGUCUCUCGAAGGACGAAGUUACCGAACUGCUGUGGCAGGAGGCAUAUAUUGUCAAGACAUCUUCGACCGUGGAGAGGUAUGACGGAGCUCGGCUAGCCUCGAACAGUCCGUGCGAAGACAGAUUUACGCAUGGUCAACUUUCUGUAUCCUCUGGUGAGCCAUGGAUGGCAUGGGCUGUGUUUGAUGGACACGCGGGCUCGCAAACGGCGGACUUGCUAGAGAGACAGCUUUUGCCUUUGAUACAGGAACGUCUGAGCCAAUUCGAUGCACAAUCAAUUGUGUCAGAUGCAGACUCGGUCCAAGACGUUAUCACGAAGGCUUUCAUGGACUUUGACGAUUCGCUUAUCAGGACAGCCGAGAAGACAGCACAAAGCGACAUGCCACUGCAUGAGAUGAUGCCUGCCUUUGCUGGUUCGUGUGCUUUACUAUCGUUGUAUGAUCCUGCUUCAAGGAGACUGCAUGUGGCAUGCACAGGAGACUCUCGAGCAGUACUCGGACAACAGAAGGCCGAUGGUACUUGGGAAGCGAUCCCUCUGUCAAUUGACCACACAGGCAGCAACGAAUCCGAGAUCGCAAGGCUUCAUCAAGAGCAUCCCGGAGAAGAAGAGAUAGUCAAGGGUGGUCGUGUGCUAGGUCUCAUGGUAUCUCGAGCAUUUGGCGACGGUCGAUGGAAAUGGCCUGGAGACUUGCAGGGUGAGUUCGUACGCAGAUUCCACGCUCCGGCACUUCGAGCAGCAUUGAAGGACAACACCAAAACGCCACCAUAUAUUACUGCUGAGCCCAUCAUCACGACCACUGUCAUUGAUCCGAAGAAGCCUUCCUUCUUGAUUUUGGGGACAGACGGUCUAUGGGACAAUCUUACGAAUAAGCAAGCCGUAAACUUGGUUGGCAGAUGGUUGGAACAACCUCAAGCGAAUGCGACAGUGCACAGCAAGCCAGAGCAAACUCGUGUGCCGUUCGACUUUGGUAGUGAUGUAAAGUGGGAGUUCGAAGAAGGGAGAACAACAAUACAAGACAACAAUGCAGCCGUACACCUGAUGCGAAACUCAUUGGGCGGAAACGAUCACGAACUGAUAGCAGCUCGACUCGCAACCAGCACGCCAUUCUCACGGGAGGUGAGAGAUGACAUAACCGUUCAAGUAGCUUUCUUCAAUUGCACAGCUUCACAGUAA
Messenger RNA from Aureobasidium subglaciale EXF-2481, 1356 nucleotides. RefSeq lists its product as uncharacterized. Gene Ontology annotation, biological process: protein dephosphorylation. The record is from RefSeq and is a predicted model, not a curated record. The transcript has a single exon. The coding region runs from base 1 to 1356 and encodes 451 amino acids. Gene Ontology annotation, molecular function: protein serine/threonine phosphatase activity. NCBI's taxonomy places the organism in Eukaryota, Fungi, Ascomycota, Dothideomycetes, Dothideales, Saccotheciaceae.